Molecule: messenger RNA, 816 nt
Organism: Molossus molossus (Pallas's mastiff bat)
Lineage: Eukaryota; Metazoa; Chordata; Mammalia; Chiroptera; Molossidae
Product: cytochrome c-type heme lyase-like
Exons: 1
Coding region: 1-816 (271 amino acids)
Biological process (GO): cytochrome c-heme linkage
Cellular component (GO): mitochondrion
Molecular function (GO): holocytochrome-c synthase activity
Source: RefSeq, a predicted model, not a curated record
AUGGGUUUGUCUACAUAUACCCCUGCUGUUGCAAUUCAGACCUCAAACGCUUCAGAUCACCAGGCUACAUCCCCACCUUCAGGAUGUCCAAUGCAUGAAGGGAAAACGAAAGGUUGUCCAGUGAGUGCAGAACCAUCUGACUCAGCCUGUGAGAGCAAAACCAACUCUGUGUCUGCCCACCAAGACCGAGCCUAUGAGUAUGUGGAGUGCCCUGUUACGGGUGCUGUGGCUGAGAAUAAGAACAUAGAUCCUUCUAAUCUGAUGUCACCACCUAAUCAGACAUCGGCCCCUGAUCAGCCAUUCACAUUCUCUACUGUGAGGGAGGAGUUAUCCAUUCCGAGAGCUGAUUCGGAAAAAAAGUGGGUUUAUCCUUCCGAACAGAUAUUCUGGAAUGCUAUGUUAAAGAAAGGGUGGAAGUGGAAGGACGAUGACAUCAGUCAGAAAGACAUGUAUAAUAUCAUUAGAAUCCACAAUCAGAACAACGAGCAGGCUUGCAAGGAGAUUUUGAAGUGGGAAGCUCUUCAUGCUGCAGAGUGUUCUUGUGGUCCCUCGUUGAUCCGGUUCAGAGGGAAGGCCAAAGAGUACUCACCGCGGGCAAAAAUCCGCUCCUGGAUGGGGUAUGAGAUGCCUUUCGACAGGCACGACUGGAUCAUCAACCGCUGUGGGACGGAAGUCAGAUACAUCAUUGACUACUACGACGGUGGCGAAGUCAAACAGGACUACCAGUUCACCAUCCUGGAUGUCUGGCCCGCUUUGGAUUCGCUUUCAGCGGUGUGGGACAGAAUGAAGGUUGCCUGGUGGCGCUGGACCUCGUAA